ACCCAGGGGUGGACUGACAACUUAUGGGGCCCCCGGGCAAUAGGGGAUCAUGGGGCCCCUGUGUCCUUGCCCAAACUCAAAAAAGCCUAUGAAAAAGGUACUAGGGGCAUCUCAUGGGGCCCCCUACUGACCAAGGGCCUUUCGGGCAGUGCCCGAGUUUCCAAAUGGUCAGUCCACCCCUGGUUCAUGACAUUGUGAAUGGAUUAAUGGAAUUUAUUACCAAAAAAAUUAAACAUAUACAGCCUUAUUCUACAUAAUUAAAAAACUAAUCUUUAUUUCAUGAUGGAAUAACCUUUGGAUGGUAAUAUAUUUUAUUUUAAAAAAUCCGA
Messenger RNA from Staurois parvus, 329 nucleotides. The record is from the annotation of a GenBank genome assembly. Lineage: Eukaryota; Metazoa; Chordata; Amphibia; Anura; Ranidae.